AUGCCCCGACGGCGGCGAUGCUGCGGCUGCCUCCCGCUGCUGCGCGCCUCAUCCGAGGUCUGGAGCCUGUCCUCGCAAGCCAUGGCCGACCUCACGAUCCGCAACAUCACCGCCACACCGCUGGAGCUCAAGCUCAUGGAGCGCUUCGAGGCGCAGCCCGCGGUGGGUGGUGGGCGCAAAAACAUCACGAGCCGCGUAACCGGCAUCUUCAACUCGACAUCGGCGCUGGCGGCCAAGAUCGAGGCCCAGGGCGAUGCUAGAGACCGCCGGGAAGUCUCGAUCCCAAUUGCGCCGUUUGAGACGCGUGUGACGGAUUUGCGCACCGCGGACCCGGGCCGGGAGGUUGUACGCCUGACUUUCGAGGCCGAUGGCCAUCGGUACCAGGUGGAUGUGCCGAGUGCCUCACACCGCAGCACCGUGAUGGAUAAUCUCGAUGGGGGUCCCAAUGAAUAUACGGUGGUCUACGUCCUGACCGGUAGCUGUCUAUCCAUCUUCAGCUCGGCCCACCUCGCAAGCUGGAUGCGAGAACUGCGCGACGAAUAUCCGCUUUCUGCGCUCUCCAUACCCGGCACGCACAACAGCCCGACGUGCCAUGUGGCCUUACCAUCCGUGCGGUGUCAGGCCGUGGGCGUGCGAGAGCAGCUCGAGAACGGCGUCCGGUUCUUCGACAUCAGGGUGAACGUCAACCCGGACUCGUCCGAGCUGGCGCUCGUCCACGCCGCGUUCCCCAUCUCUCUCACGGGAAGCAAGUACUUCAAGAACAUGCUCGACGUCAUAUACGCCUUCCUAGACGCCAACCCCUCCGAGACGUUGAUAAUGAGCGUGAAGCGGGAGGGCACAGGCCGCGGCACGGAUCAGAGACUGUCCAUGAUACUCAAGGAGAAGUUCUACGAGGACGGCAAGCGGUGGUACACGGAGCCGCGGAUCCCGAAUCUGGGCGAGGUCCGCGGCAAGAUCGUGCUGCUGCGCCGGCACCUCAACGACGAGAGCCUGGACAAGGAGUGGGGAGGCCGCGGCUGGGGCCUGGACGGCAGUGUCUGGCCGGACAACUGCGCGGACGGGCGCGUCGGCAGCGGCAUCGCGCGCGUGCAGGACUUCUACGAGAUCGACCAGAGCACCAACAUCCAGAAGAAGAUCGAGCUGGCGCGCAGCCACCUCGAGCGCGCGGCCGAGCCCGUCUGCCCCCUGCCACCGGCCGGCACCGAGGCGCCGCCCCCACAGCCCUUCUUCAUCAACUUCCUCAGCGCGAGCAACUUCUUCCGCGCCAACUGCUGGCCCGAGAAGAUCGCCGCCAAGGCCAACCCGGCCAUCAUUGAGUACCUGUGUCUGCGGCACGGUGAGCCCGGCAAGGGCCCCGUGGGACUGGAUGUCGGGGAUGCCGGGACGGGCAUCGUGGUCACGGACUGGGUUGGUCAGGAGGGCGAUUGGGAUCUUAUUAGGUGUAUUGUUGGGUGGAAUGCGAAGUUGCAGGUGAAGCAAUGA
Anthostomella pinea is the source of this 1482-nucleotide messenger RNA. NCBI's taxonomy places the organism in Eukaryota, Fungi, Ascomycota, Sordariomycetes, Xylariales, Xylariaceae. The record is from the annotation of a GenBank genome assembly.